CCUGGCUGGGCUCUCUGGAGAAAACUAUGGCCCUGGGAAGCCCAGCAAGGGGGCUGCCGGAUGCCCUGGAGGCUGGACCAGCCAUCACACCCAGAGGCCUGGAGCUGGAUUGUACUCUCAGGGAUCCUAGACCUGGGUUUACAACAGUGUCUCCGAGACCCGAAUCCUGCCGGGGGGCAGAGUCUGACGCUGCAGGCCUGCCCUGCCCAUGAACCGUAGGAGACAGCGGCUCUCCACUCUGCCCCUCUCAUCUUGCCACCAACGUGGCUGCCCUGCCAGCCAAGAUGGGCCCUUGCUGAACCACCAGGCUGGGGUCACGCUCUGCCUGGCAGCCCCCGGCACACCGCACUCCCCAGCGCUGCGACUGACGGCUCCUCCACAUGCUCCCAUCUCCUCAGACCCGCUGACACACACAGCCACGCAUCCUCUCUCUUCCUCUGACUCAGACACUGCUCAGCUCCACGGCUGUGCGUAGCCAGUCUCUCACAAGCUUCUGCUGGCUGGGAAACGCCAGGCAGAUGCUGGGCUAGCCGGCCACUGCAACAGGUAAACAGCUCUCUCUCCAUCGCCCCCUCCUCGCUGCUCUGCCUGCCCCCCGCAGCCCUGCUCCCUCCCCUUUCGCCCCCUCCAAUUCAGCGGGUGCUGCUGAGCCCUUUGGAGAAGAAAAAUAACUCCAGCUCCCGCCGGCCGCCAAACCCUGGCACGAGCCGGCGCCCUCUGCUUCCCAGCCAGCCAGAGAGAGGAGGCGCCCGUCGCAGUUUGGAUACCGUCGGAGCAAGAUCUGUCGUCCCGCUACGCGUCUCGGUCCGGAGGGCGUCCCACAAGCAAAGGGGCCAUCCCCAGAGGAGAACCCAGAGGGGAAAGGAUGCGCUAGGAACUCAGCCAGCGGCCCCAUGCCUGCCCGCGACCAGUCGUGCGGCUGCAGCCGGGGACCCAACGUGGAGCGUGGGAAGUGGUACGGGGUCCGCUCCUACCUUCACCUCUUCUACGAGGACUGCACCGGUGCCGGUCUGGCUGAUGACGUGACCGAACCCCCACUCUCCCGUGCCCAUGGCGGAUGGCCCUCCCUCGUCUGGAAGGUGAGUCUCUCAGCGGGAAUGCUGCUCUUGCUGAUUGGAGCCGCAGCGCUGGCCACAGGGUACCUGGUGCCCCCGAAGCUGGAGGGCAUCGGCGAGGAAGAGUUUAUGGUGCUUGACCUGCAGGCGAUGGCCUAUAACCAUGCCCUGGUGACCUGCAGACUGGUGGGCGCUGUCCUGUGCGCCAUGGCCGGGGCCCUGGGGGCGGCGGGCGCCCUGGCGUGCGUGCUGGGCAGGGCUGCGCGAGGGGGCGAGGAAGAGGAGGAGCAGCAGCUAUCGCCCAUUCUGCGGGACAGCCCCCUGAAGAAGCACAGCACCAUCAUCAUGCCACCGGCAGCAGCAGGAUCACCGGCUGUGCCCUUCGGCACUUCGCAGAUACAAAACAUACAGCCAAAGAGGGACACACAGCGCCCCCUCCUGUCCCCCUCCACCACCGCACCCACUCCCUGAAGCUAAGAGCUCUUCUGUCUCCCCCGUGUUACUGCCACACCCGAUUAACAGCCCCACUGCCCCUGGCUCUAAGGAGCCCCGACGUGUCACCAUUCAGCGCUAGCAGGAGGAAGGUGUGUGCAGCCCCUGGACCCCUUCCUGCUGCUUCAUCUGCAGAACCUGGGGAGGGGUGUGGCCUGGCCCCCAUGUGAGAAGAUCUGAGAACUGCUGGAGGUGUCUUCUGGCCAGGCCACCUGGCUCAAACCCGAACAGAAAUGCCCCUGACUCAGUCUUUAAGCCAAUAGGAUCAUUUCAUGCCACAUCAUCUGGAGGCGGGGCUACAACUGCAACCUAUCAGCAAGAAGGAAACUGCGUUCGGAGGUAGAGAUGGAGUGCGAUUGGCCAUCGCCUAAUGGACAAAGUCCCAACUUUUCUGUGGUCCACCUUCCUCUGCCCUGCUUCCUGGUCAGCUGUAACCGAUGAAAGUGUCUGAGUACUGGUCCAGCAAUGUCCUCCUUCCAUGCUGGUUCAAUAAAGAUACAAAGAAA
Molecule: messenger RNA, 2053 nt
Organism: Chrysemys picta bellii (western painted turtle)
Lineage: Eukaryota; Metazoa; Chordata; Testudines; Emydidae
Gene: NRSN2
Product: neurensin 2
Biological process (GO): nervous system development
Cellular component (GO): neuron projection; transport vesicle; neuronal cell body
Source: RefSeq, a predicted model, not a curated record